This is a messenger RNA of Fomitopsis serialis, 1899 nucleotides long. RefSeq lists its product as uncharacterized. The transcript has 5 exons. Lineage: Eukaryota; Fungi; Basidiomycota; Agaricomycetes; Polyporales; Fomitopsidaceae. The record is from RefSeq and is a predicted model, not a curated record. The coding region runs from base 138 to 1535 and encodes 465 amino acids.
AGGGUUUCGCUGCCUUCUUCUGCCUCGCAGCACUCGCACAGCUACGCUGAGCGCGAACUCUUGGUCAAGACGUGAACGUACCGCGGCUUAAAGACCUGACAUUCCGCUGCGCACGCACCUGUAUAUUGUCUAGUGCGAUGGGCUCGCAACCAUUACACGUUGCGCUGCCACCCGAACUAUGGGACGACAUCAUCGACGAGCUGUCAUCCAAUUUUCCGACCCUCCGAGCCUGCGCAUUGACGCAGCGGGCAUGGGUACCAAGGACGCGGCGAUACCUAUUCAAAGCGGUCUCGCUGAAGGGCGUCGAUCGCUGUAGAGCAUUCCAAUACAUCAUCCAUUCAUCCUCAUCGACUGGCACUGGAGUGGCGCAAUGCGUCCGCGAUGUCACACUCACCGAAGUUCGCCUGCAUCUCGAUGUCCCUGAGGAUCCCGUGGCGUCCGAUGUACCACUCCUGGAAGAAGUACUCUCGGCAUUGCCCAAUGUGAAUUGCUUGCGGCUGGUUGGCGUGGAUGUCAAAUGUAGGCCCAAGAUGCAUACGGGCGACGCCUUGGACGACGAAUAUCCCGAUAAGCCGCCUCAAUCACUGUUCACCUUACCGCGGUUGCAGACGCUACACGUUAUGUCAACCACAUUGGAUUCGGCGUCUGACAUCUUACUCCUUCUCAUCGCUUUUCCGCAAGUGUCAUGUCUGCAUCUGCGGGAAUUGCGUCCUCCUCUACAGAGCCUACUACUCCAUGGGCCCGCGCGAUUACCGGCAAACAGAAAUGCCACCUCGGACUCUAAGAUCUGUAUCCGGGAGAUGUCGAUCGCCUCGUCGACGCACCCAGUGCCUUUGUGGGUGCUAAGUGUGCUCAGGCAACCGCCUUUCAAAUGCGCCUUCCAGAAAUUUGUGUGGGGCUGGUCAAGUGACCGGGCAGAGGAGACGUCGUUCCUAGGAAUGGUGGACGAAGCGAAGGACACCUUGGAGGAACUCACAGUGCACUGUGCAGCGAAUUCGGGCCUGCUCGAGACAAUGGAUCUAUCUCAGCACUCGCUCCUCAAGUUCUUGGGUGUCGUUCUAAUUCGCUCUCAAACCGUCGACUUGCCUACCUACAAGUUUCCACCGACGUUUCUGGUAUUUCUCUCUCGCACUCCCAACAGUCUGCGGGCUCUCCACGUGCCUAUCAUUCAGACACUGCUUUCAAAUGGCGCCCCUCAGUGGUCAUUCAUGGAUUGGCCGAGAUUUGAUGAGACUCUCGCGCUCCUGCACAAGCGAAACCCCCACUUGGUCGUCUCCAUAGUCCUGACUCUCGGUCUGGAGCGGGGGAAUAAACACUGGGCUCCACGGGUGGUCAAGUCGUUGGUGGUGCGGCCACUGUUGUCACGGCUGCAUUGCUCUCUACUUGCAGGGCUGCAUGUCCGUCUGGUGUUUGGUUUUGUGGCAUUGGUACCGAAAGAGCGACCUGGCUUUUCGGUAUUGGUCCCCAAAAAACCACCGAAGGUAUGUUACCUCUGGAAAUUGGAGGAGUUUAAAGAUGCAAACACAUUGGUGUGAUGCCAACAAGUACUGCAAGCUGCGGCCAGUAUCCGUCACGCUAUACUCCUGUCAACGGAGAAUUUGGAGAUCUUUCGGGUCGAGUUAGUCCACAAAUGUCGUGUACGAUGUCAUAGAUGCCAUGCGUACGAUCAAUGUUGGCCCACUAGAAGUCGAAUCCGCAAAAUGCAUGCGCCCCGCCUCUGUCAUGGAUAGUUGAGCAUGUAGAUAGAGAGGCUCUUUGGGAAACCACUGAAUUACGGACUUGUCAUCACAGAGAGCCUCGACGCUGCACAACUUGAACUUGCAAUUGUUACUAUGAUUCCUGACCAGUCUCGUUUCAUCGUGUCUGCACGUACGGAGCCCCUACUUUCAAUUCCCAUCC